Girardinichthys multiradiatus is the source of this 4921-nucleotide messenger RNA. RefSeq lists its product as uncharacterized. The record is from RefSeq and is a predicted model, not a curated record. Lineage: Eukaryota; Metazoa; Chordata; Actinopteri; Cyprinodontiformes; Goodeidae. Bases 789 to 4829 code for a protein of 1346 amino acids. The transcript has a single exon. Gene Ontology annotation, biological process: proteolysis; DNA integration. Gene Ontology annotation, molecular function: aspartic-type endopeptidase activity; nucleic acid binding; RNA-DNA hybrid ribonuclease activity.
CAUGGUAUAGUGCCAUAGAACAUUUGUGCACUGACUUGAUCACAAAAUUUCCACAGAGGAGUGAUUGUGCCGUGCUACAACAAGUUAAACAACGUCCUGAUGAGACUGUUGCUGAUUUUCUUUACCGGAUGGAAGAAGCGUUCAAUAAACAUUCAGGUAUGGAGCGCCCCGCUGACUUUACCGUUUUGGGCCCCUGGGAAAAGAUGCUGUGUGGCUAUAUUAUGGAAGGACUUCUCCCUGAGAUCGCAGCACAAACUAAGACUCUUUAUGUUGGUUGGAGACAUGGGGUGCGUUUUGAGGAGCUGAAAAGACAUGCUUUACACAGCGAUGAUGUUAUCAACGACAGGAAGAAGAAAAAAGCGGACAAAAGAGAGACUGAUUUGCAUAACGCUGCCUUGACCCUGUACUGCAGUACAAAUCAACGUGGUUCUUUUCCUCGAGGACGAGGCCGGGGACGCCGGGGCAGAGGUCGGGGAAGGGGACAGUGGUCCCGCUCCGAUGCUUGCCAUAAAUGUGGAAAGUUGGGACACUGGAGGAAUGAAUGGCCAGAGAAACUGCAGCGGCCGGACACCGGUAACUGACGGGGGGAGGACGGGACCCUGGAUCUGGCUGCCACUUGCAUUGAGGAGGGGUCUCUUAAGGAGCGUGAGGUUUCACAAACACACACACAGUUGCAUGAAAAUACUGAUUCACAUAGGUUGCUUACAGAGGCCAUAUUACACUUAGAAGGUGCCUCCAUAGUUUUACCAGGCACGUAUCUCUAUACACAGAACCCUGCUUUUAAAAGAAUGCCUAUGUUUUCUAUGAUGGUGAUGGAUGAAGAAAUUUCUUUUGUUGUAGAUUCAGGAGCGACACACUCUGUUUUAUCAGCUAAAUGUAUCAAAGAGCAUCCAAAACUGAGUGGUCGUUAUGUUCAUUCUGUCUCUGCUUCAGGUGAAACAGUUAGGGAAAGUUAUUCGGUUCCUCUAAAGUGUUCCACUCCACAGGGAGUGCAGUUAAAACAUUCUUUUUUGGUGUCUCCUUUGUGUCCCUUAAAUUUGAUGGGUAGAGAUUUGAUGUGCAGAUUAAAUAUUGCUAUUAUUUCAAACCCUGAUGGACUGACAGUUCACACUCAGAAGGACUUUGACUAUGACUAUACUGCAGUACAUUGGGCCCCAGAGCAACCUUUAUAUGCAUAUCAGUGGAAGCUUCCAGUUGGUCCUGUACCUCAACAUUUUGUCACAUUGGCAGUAAAUGCUGUGACACCUGAUAGUGAGAUAAUGAGUGCAGAUGAUCUGCAUUGUACUUCGCAUGUAUCUGAAGGACCUGAUUUUGAUUAUGAGGACAGUUGGUACAAAGUUACAAAUGAGAGAGUGCACCUCUCUGACAUGUACUGGAAUGAUCACAUAGCAGCUUUAUCUGUGACUUUGACCUCUGAACAGCUGCAUUUUUUUCAAGUUUCUGGUUCGGUGCCGCAUGUAUCAUUGGCCAAGUCUGAAAAUAUGGAAUGGAAGGAUGUGGGGUUUUUUGUUAGACGUUGUCUCCUUGCCACGGAUUGGAGGGAGACAGAUGUCCCAUAUGUGUUUGUGUCUCCUUCUCAAAAGGCUUUUAAAAGACAUUGUCCCACUGUUGUUUCCUGUAAUCGUACAGUGCAACUGAUUUCACAUUCACAUCUGUUUUUAGCUACUGCUUCUUCUGCGGAUGCAGAUCUUGAGGAGCUGCCUGAUUCAUUGUGGGCUGCUCACAAAUAUUAUGUUGGUCUUAUUACAGAUUGUGAGCCAGUUGUUGUUACUCCUAAAUCAAAUUACAGGCCAUGUCAGAAACAAUACUUAUUGAAGAAGGAAGCUUUGGAGGGAAUUCGUCCUGUUUUUGAUUCCCUCCUUAAAGCUGGGGUAAUUGUACCCUGUCCAAAUUCACCUGUGAGAACACCGUUGUUCCCUGUGAAAAAAAUUAGGCCCCCUGAAGAGCCUGACGAAUGGAGAUUUGUCAUGGACCUUCAGGCUGUCAACCAGUCUGUUGUGGCCCGUGCACCAUCAGUUCCGAACCCUUCUACGAUUCUGUCACAAAUUCCACCAGAAGCUAAAUAUUUUUCAGUGAUAGACCUGGCAAAUGCGUUUUUUUCUGUCCCUGUACACAAGGACAGUCAGUAUUGGUUUGCUUUUGAGUUUGAUGGAAAGCCAUAUUGUUUUACUCGUCUUUGUCAGGGCUACACAGAGAGUCCAACUAUUUUUAACACAGCUCUGAAGGACUCUUUGGCUGAUUUGACUCUGUCUCCUGGAACUGUCCUUACACAGUAUGUUGAUGAUUUAUUAUUAUCAGCAGGAUCAGUGGAUCAGUGUAGGAAAGACACCUUGAAACUGCUUCAACAUCUUCAUAAGAAGGGUCACAAAGUUUCACGAUCUAAAAUGCAGUUUGUACAGGAAGAAGUGGCAUUUCUUGGUCAUGUUCUCUCACAUAAAAGCAGAAAACUGUCCCCUCAGCGCAUUGAAGCUGUUCUGAAAAUCCCAAAACCUGUCACCAAGAAACAAAUGAUGUCAUUUUUGGGUAUGACAGGUUAUUGCAGAGCUCACAUUCUGAAUUACUCUGAGCUGGAAGCGCCUUUGGCCAGUUUAAUAUAUGGGAGGAGCUUGGCAGCUGCAGACAAGAUUAAAUGGACAGAUGAGGCAGAACUGGCUUUCAAUGAUUUAAAAAUAGCCCUGUCUUCUGCGCCUGCAUUGGCUUUACCAAACUCUGACAAGCCAUUUAUUCAAAUGGUGGAUGAAAAAUCUGGUUUCAUGUCAUCUGUGUUGUUGCAAUCCCAUGGUGAUAAAUUGCGACCUGUGGCUUAUUAUUCCAGUAAGCUUGAUCCAGUUGCAGCUGGGCUGCCUGGUUGUUUGCGAGCUGUUGCUGCAGCUGAGAAAGCCGUGUUGGCAUCACGUGACGUUGUUGGAUAUAAUCCAUUGACAGUUUUUGUUCCACAUUCUGUUUCCAUCAUCCUCCUGGAACAAAAGACGUCUCAUCUAUCAGCAGCAAGGUGGCUGAGGUAUUCUUCAAUAUUAUUGGACAUGCCCAACAUUACAAUUAAACGUUGUAACACUUUAAAUCCAGCCACACUACUGCCUACUGAGGAGGAUGGUGAAAGUCAUGACUGCGCAGCUGUCUUAAAUGUUGUUUGUACCCCUCGUCCUGACUUGCAAGACACCCCUUUGACUAACCCUGAUCUUAUCUUGUAUGUAGAUGGGUCUUCCUCCCGUUCUGCAGUGGGUCUGAACCAAGUAGGAUUUGCAGUGUGCUCUGACUCAGCUGUUUUGCGCUCAGGUCCUUUGCCAGCGCAUUACUCAGCUCAAACAGCUGAAUUAAUUGCUUUGACUGAAGCUUGCAAGUUGGCAGAAGGAAAGACUGAGACUAUUUACACAGACUCAAGAUAUUGUUUCGGAGUGGUGCAUGAUUUCGGGGCCUUGUGGAGACAUCGCUCCUUUUUGAAAUCAGAUGGAAAACCUAUUUUGAAUGCUAGACAAGUGUCUGAUCUUUUGGAUGCUAUUAUGUUACCCGCACGUUUGGCUGUGGUUAAGUGUGCUGCGCACACAGGACAGUCUGAUUUUGUUUCUAGGGGUAAUGCAGCCGCGGACUCGGCAGCAAAAACCGCAGCUUUGAGGCCUUUCUCCUCAGAUGAAUCUUUUCUUUCUCUGACUGAUCCGCAAGGUGUCACUGUUCCUGAAAUGCAAUCUUUUGCUACUUCACAGGAAAAAGAAAAAUGGCGAAGAGCUGGGUGUAUCUUUAACAGCAGUUCUGGCUGGCAUGUUUCUGAUGGUAGACCAUGCCUGCCUAAACAUUUUUUUCCCUGGUUUGCUAAAUGGACGCAUGGAUUGGAUCAUGUGUCCAAAGGGGGAAUGCUGGAUAUGGUUAAAAAAUACUGGUAUACAAAUGGGUUUUCAGUGGUAGCUGAAAAUUAUUGUAAAAGAUGUUUGAUCUGUGCUUCUCACAACCCCUCGAGGGUUCCUGCACAAUCACAGGCGGCACAUCCACCUCCACGGUUCCCAUUUCAGCAUUUGAUGAUGGAUUUCAUUGAGUUGACACCUGCUGAAGGGAAGAAAUAUUGUUUAGUGGUCGUGGACAUGUUUUCUAAAUAUGUUGAAGCGUUUCCAACAAAACACGCAGACAGCAGUGCUGUAGCGAAGUCUUUGUUGACAGAGAUUCUUCCCCGUUGGGGGGUCCCAGAGGUGAUUUCCAGUGAUAACGGGACACAUUUUGUCAACAAAGCUUUGCAAGAAAUUAGUAAGCUUCUAGGUUUCCAGUUGAAGACACAUUGUGCUUACCACCCACAAUCAGGUGGAGCAGUAGAACGAGAAAAUGGAACAAUAAAAAAUAAGUUGGCUAAAUGCUGUGAAGAAACAGGUUUGUCCUGGCCAAAAGCUCUCCCUCUGGUUCUUAUGUAUAUGCGGAUAAGAAAUAGAUCCAGAGCUAAUUUGAGUCCUUUUGAAAUCCUUUUUGGGAGACCUGCAAAUACAGGGGGAAGACCGAGUACUAACCUAAGCACACUAACAACUGCUCAUUUUGAACAUUCCAUGUUGGAAUAUUGUAAGGUUCUGUCACGUUCUCUCUCUCUCUCCCAUCAGACGGUGAAAGCUGCCUUACCCCCAGUAGCUGACAGACCCCUGCACCAGUUCCAGCCAGGACAGUGGGUGCUGAUUAGAGAUGCCAGGAGACGUCACUGGAGAGACAAGCGGUGGAGAGGUCCGUUUCAAAUUCUGCUGGUGACUCACACUGCCGUAAAGGUCCAGGAACGUGACACCUGGGUCCAUUUUACGCACUGCAAGGUGUUCACUGGAACACCACCCGAGCAGCAUCCUGGUUCUGAACCUCCUACCUAGAGGAGCUUCCAACGACCGCCCACCUGUACCAGACUGGUAACAGGGCAGCUUGAAGCGCAGAAGCCACUCAGGAGAGGCAGCAGGAUUUUUUU